Molecule: messenger RNA, 2520 nt
Organism: Chara braunii
Lineage: Eukaryota; Viridiplantae; Streptophyta; Charophyceae; Charales; Characeae
Source: the annotation of a GenBank genome assembly
AGCAACCAACCCACAAGGAAGGGAGACUAGACGAAGCGCUGCCUGACCUUUCAGUAGAGCUUUUACGCAACCACGUGUGAGUUAAGUCUAUAUGCAGGUAUGUUUUACAAGGGAAAUCCAUAUCGGGCGUGCGCCGAAUAGGCGCCCGCCGCUGAGACGUCUACGAGGGGAACAGUGCAAGGGUAGGAUGGCGGAACAGGGUGAAAGGGUGAUUGCUCAGGAACCGCAGGGUCAGAGAGAGGAGAGGGGCCCGCCGGGCACAGAGGUCCAGCUUUUUGAUGAAGAUCGAAUCAGGUUACUCAUCGCGAAAUGUUACGAGGAUGGAGUCUUUCCGGAGCGGCUCAGGCAUGGAGAAUUCGUGAUUGAAAACAGGAUCAGAAUCUUCAAAGUCAACGCGCAGAUAGACCGUUUGACCACUGCUUGGUUAAAAGAGCGCACGGUUAUAGUAAUCUUUCAAGGGGCUGCUCGGGACUUGCCGCUGAAGGUACGGGAAGACUUAGUGCGGGCUUACGAAAACGGAUGGUUCCGUAGAAGAACGUUCGCCAGAGGCUUCAAGCGAGGGAGAGUACAUGGUGAGGGACCUAAUGUAAUGUCUUAUGUGGCCAAAUCCAGGGAGGUGGCUCAGUGGUUAAUAGCGAAAGGAGAAGACGCAGUUGUCAUCCGGGGAAUUGAAUACAAAUUGUUAUUCAAACCCUGGAUGACAAGAGCAGAACUGGACGAAAGAAGACGAAAUGAGGAAGCAACAAAAUUUUGGGUCUCGGCGCUUCGUGUACCAUUGAGAGUCAUGUUUCAUGUACCGGACCUGGUAACUCAAGCGAUGGCGGCCAUUCUGUUGCAACACCCUCCCGAGCCAGAUGCCUCUCGACCUAAAAUGAUGAAUAUGAAAUUUGAACUUGCAAGAGAAGCCGAGGAGCAUUUUGAACCGACCAUUUCGAUGCGAUUAGAAGACGGCGAAAUGUACAACGUCGAGUUCGUGUGUAAAAACACUCCGUGGUGUACUCGAUGUCGUUGGUGGUACCACACGGAGUCGGACGACUGCCCUAGAGCGGAUGAAGGAGAGGUCGAAGUAAGUAAUGGGAGGCAAGGUGGUGAUCGUAACCGACAACGGGGCUUUAACCAAGGAGAGGUGGUGUAUGAAAGGGGCAUCAGGGAUGCGGCCAGAGACUUGCCGAGCAACCAAGAUGGAGCCAGUGAUUCAAACUUGGUGGCUAGUAGUAGGGAGCAGAACAACCAGGGACCAGGGAGAUCUUUACAUCCGGAUGGGAGACAAAACCUUGUCGGAGGAGUAGUGAUAGAUCACGCAAGGGGGGAGGGAGGAGGAAGUACGCCGGCUCCAAGCGGAGGGUUUGUAGCAGGGACAGGCGGAGGCUUCACACCUGUAGCCGGGAUGGGAGCAGGGGAGCCAUGGAAUCAAGCAGGAAUGAUGGGAGAUCCAUAUCUUAAUCAAGCGCUUCAAUACCAGAUGUGGCAACAGCCGAUGAUGAGGGGCAUACCACCGAAUCAGUGGACAGGAGCGGGUUACAUGGGGGCGCAGGGGGUGAUUUCUUCAUAUCAGGGAUAUGUUGGAGACGGAGGGAAUACAGGGUAUCUUGCUGGACAAGACAUGGUAGUAGGAGGAUACCAGGGAGAAUUGGUGGAGAAGGUGGUAUCAAUCAACCGACAGGUUCCGGGCAGGGAUGGAGCUACACAGGCAGGGUCGUCUCAACAUUCGAGUACGGGAGGGAGAAGGGACGACUUGAGAGAGGAGGUGAGGGCUCUUGUGAACCCGAAAGGAGUAGAGACACGGACGGGGGACGAUCGACAAUACGAGGAGAAGUUUCUGCUACCCUUGGUAUGUACGAUGUUGGGGCAGGAGGCCUUCAUACUUGGUCUGAUUCAUAGGAACGGGCAAACGAUUCUGCCUGCAUCAGCCUUCUACGGUACCCCGGGCCCGAACAUGAUUGAAGCACGAGUCCGACAAAUGUAUGCUGAAAGAUUCAACUUCCGACUUGUUCAGACGGAGUCGGUGCCGAAGAUCACUGUCGAUACUCCGUCAGGCAAACGAAUCAAGUUCUAUGUGCCGCUGGUCGAUGCUAGAAUUCCAAUUCCUCACUAGGCAGGACUCCUGGUGGUCGGACUAACCUGCAUGCCUCUAAGAGUUCUUUUGGACAACUCGGCGUCCGAACUAUCGAAUGUGCUGGUGGAACCGGGACUGGUUGCCGACUUUCUGCCGACAUUAAAUGAUAAAAUGUCGUUGGACAAGAAUCUGGAGUCAGGCUAUAUACAAGAGGCAUUGCUUGAAAAAUGGCAAUCAACGUCGCCUCCUCCAGCAAACAUGGAUCACAGACAAGGCAACGAUGAGAGAAUCCAAGAUAACAAGGCUCCAGGCACGUCCAAUGGUCAGACUUAAAGUGGCAACCUACAAUGUGUAGGGGCUGGGCGACACGGGCGGAAGGCAAAAGGGUAGAAGGUUGAAAUCUUGGAUUCACGAGAAGUCUAUAGACGUGAUCCUCCUACAGGAAACAAAACUCUCGGAGACUA